This is a messenger RNA of Elephantulus edwardii (Cape elephant shrew), 354 nucleotides long. Its product is annotated as alpha-enolase-like. The annotation marks the transcript as partial. Gene Ontology annotation, biological process: glycolytic process. Gene Ontology annotation, molecular function: magnesium ion binding; phosphopyruvate hydratase activity. Lineage: Eukaryota; Metazoa; Chordata; Mammalia; Macroscelidea; Macroscelididae. The transcript has 4 exons. Gene Ontology annotation, cellular component: phosphopyruvate hydratase complex. The record is from RefSeq and is a predicted model, not a curated record.
UGCAAGGCUGGAGCCGUUGAGAAGGGGGUCCCCCUGUAUCGGCACAUUGCUGACUUGGCCGGCAAUUCUGAAGUCAUUCUGCCAGUUCCCGCUUUCAAUGUCAUCAACGGUGGCUCUCAUGCUGGCAACAAGCUGGCUAUGCAGGAGUUCAUGAUCCUCCCUGUCGGAGCAGCAAGCCGAAUUGCCAAGGCUGUGAAUGAGAAGUCCUGCAACUGCCUUCUGCUCAAAGUGAAUCAGAUAGGCUCUGUGACCGAGUCUCUUCAGGCGUGCAAGCUGGCCCAGUCCAAUGGUUGGGGUGUCAUGGUGUCUCAUCGUUCUGGAGAAACUGAGGAUACUUUCAUUGCUGACCUGGUG